GAGUUCUUCGCGAGUGGAGGUGUAUUUGAACGCGGCGAGAAUGAUUUUGAUUACUUUGACCCUGGGUUUGUUAGCGGUCUGGCUGCUGUACGUCGUUUUCACAUGGAACUACGACCACUGGAGAAAGCGAAGAGUGCCGGGUCCCAAGCCCAGGCUUUUAGUCGGUAACUACCCUAACAUGUUUACCAUGAAGCGACAUGCCAUCUACGAUAUAGACGAUAUCUAUAGGCAGUACAAACACAAGUACGACGCAGUGGGAAUUUUUGGCUCUCGAGCUCCACAACUGCUGGUGGUCAACCCGGAGUUGGCUCGUCGCGUUUUCGUGUCCAACUUUAAGAACUUCCAUGACAACGAGCUGGCCAAGAACAUUGACGAGAAAACCGAUUAUAUUUUCGCCAACAAUCCCUUCUCGCUGACCGGCGAAAAGUGGAAGUCUAGGCGGGCUGACGUGACCCCUGGUCUAACAAUGGGACGGAUAAAGACGGUCUACCCGGUGACAAACAAGGUGUGCCAAAGCCUGAGCGAGUGGGUGGAAAAGCAAAUACGUCUGGGCUCAACAGAUGGUAUAAAUGCAAAGCAUAUGAGCCUUUGCUUCACAUCAGAAAUGGUCACCGAUUGUGUUUUGGGUUUGAGCGCCGAAAGCUUCUCAGAGAAGCCCACACCCAUUAUGUCGCACAUCAAAGAUCUCUUCAAUCAGCCCUGGACCUUCGUGUUGUUUUUUGUGCUAACCAGCACUUUUCCCUCGCUAAGCCAUUUGAUAAAGCUGCGCUUUGUACCGCUCAAAGUGGAAAAAUUCUUCGUCGAUUUGAUGGGCAGUGCAGUGGAGGCCCGUCGCGCUCAAUUGGCGAAUGGAAAACAGUUCGAGCGAUCGGACUUCCUGGACUAUAUCCUGCAACUGGGAGAAAAACGGUCCCUGGAUAAUCGACAGUUGCUGGCCUAUUCCAUGACUUUUUUGCUGGACGGCUUUGAGACUACGGCCACGGUUUUGGCCCACUUGCUGCUCAAUCUAGGACGAAAUGGCGAUGCUCAGGAGCGUCUUCGGGAGGAGAUAAGUGGCCAUUUGCAGGAUGGCGUCAUUGCCUUUGACAGGCUCAACGAUUUGCCAUAUUUGGAUGCCUGUGUCCAGGAAACCAUCCGCCUUUUCCCGCCGGCCUUCAUGUCCAACAAACUGUGCACCGAAUCCAUCGAAAUUCCCAACAAGGAUGGCCCCAGCUUUGUGGUGGAGAAGGGCACCACCGUUGUAGUGCCCCACUAUUGCUUCAUGGUGGAUGAGGAGUUCUUCCCCGAUCCACAGUCCUUCCAGCCAGAACGAUUCAUGGAGCCCGACGCGGCCAAAACUUUCAGAGAACGGGGUGUCUUCAUGGGAUUCGGAGAUGGUCCUCGCGUGUGCAUUGGAAUGCGAUUCGCCACAGUACAGAUAAAAGCAGCCAUUGUGGAACUAAUCUCCAAGUUCAAUGUCAAGAUAAAUGCCAAAACUCGCAAAGACAAUAAAUACGACCCUGUCCAAAUCAUCACCAGUCUGCAUGGGGGAAUUUGGUUGGAUCUCGAAAAGCUGUAGAGAUGCAAUUUAUUCAUCAGUCCGCUCAAAGCGACAAAAAUUGGCAGUUUCCCAGUGCAUCGCUAUAGUAACAUAUAUACUUCCAACGCGAUUGUUAAGCUCACAACAGCUUUUGACUUUGCUUCUAUUUUUUGUAUACUUAUAUUUAAGCUUUUCGUUAUUGAAUAUAUUUUUGUAUUUACCAUAAUUUGCUACUGCAUA
Drosophila elegans is the source of this 1759-nucleotide messenger RNA. RefSeq names its product probable cytochrome P450 28a5 (gene Cyp28a5). The transcript is spliced from 6 exons. Bases 41 to 1558 code for a protein of 505 amino acids. Lineage: Eukaryota; Metazoa; Arthropoda; Insecta; Diptera; Drosophilidae. The record is from RefSeq and is a predicted model, not a curated record. Gene Ontology annotation, molecular function: heme binding; oxidoreductase activity, acting on paired donors, with incorporation or reduction of molecular oxygen; monooxygenase activity.